CAUACAUGCUUGCUGAAGUAAGCUUCUGUGACUUUUAAUAUUUUGUUUUUAAAGUUUUUCAAUAUCUUUCUUCUCCUACUAAAUUGAUUGGGAAAACAAUUUUAUUUUAUAAAGCUCUUUUUUCAUAUGACUAGACCGGUACUUUAUAUUCAUUAGCAAGUUCAAGUUUUUUCACGAGCUUAUAAUUUUUAUAUCUUGCAGCUCUUCUAUUUGAGCAUAAUUCUAACAAUAUUCUUCUGUGGGAUUGUCAUGUCCCAUUAUACAUGGCACAAUGUGACAGAGAGCUCAAGAGUAACCACCAAAUAUUAUUUCAUAUAUUUUUACGUUGCACUGAGUUUUGUAUAAAUAUUCAUGGUUUUGUCCUAAUCCGUGAUUACCUCACUGUUUUAAUGCUUUUGCAACACUGUCUUUUGUCGCUGAGGUUUUCCUUUUUCUAUAUGUUGGUAUGGAUGCAUUGAACAUUGAGAAAUGGAGAUUUGUGAGCGAUAGGUAAUAUGAAAUCUUGAAGAAUUUGCUGAUUUUUUGGCUGCAAAACCCAUAUUCUGGGUCUGUUAAGGUUACUAAUUUUCAGUUUUCCUCUUCGAAAAUUCCACACCAUGUUUUUGGUUCGUAAUGUGCUUUGUAUUCCUUGAACUUUUGUUGUUGUGAGUUCCGUAUAGCUAGGUCUAGUCAUGGUUGGAAGAGCAGCUUUUGUUUUCCCCUUGUCCUGGUUAAUGAACUUUUCCAAGAAAUCGCACAAUGAUAAGGUCACCCUCAACCAGCAGGUGGUCAUAUGGUGGGUUAGUCUUAUGAGAGGUGCCGUCUCUAUCGCACUUGCUAAUAAUCAGUUUACAAGGGUAGGGCACACGCAGCUUAGGGGGAAUGCAAUCAUGAUCACAAUUUGUUGUCCUCUUCAGCACAAUGAUGAGUACUUGGUAGUUGUUAUGCGAAAAUCAUAGCUUUCUUCUUAAAACAUAUUCUUAAUAUUGUUUCUUGGAUAGUUGCUAUUUAUGCUUCCAUCCUCAUUUGUUUGAGAUCCUAAUCAUUAGUGAGUUCAACGUGCUUUUGCUCAAGUCGAUUUUACAAUGUCGGGUUAAGGAGUGCACCCAAGUGGCUUGGGGUUGUUAUAGUAAUGCAUUGUAUUGAAAAUUUGGUUGGUUUCUUUGUUAAAGGUCCAACAGUUAAGUAUGAAAUCCGUAAACUGGGAUUUUACUUGGUAUGUCCCCUCUGAAUAUACAUGGU
Messenger RNA from Spinacia oleracea (spinach), 1221 nucleotides. RefSeq names its product sodium/hydrogen exchanger 1-like. The transcript has 3 exons. Gene Ontology annotation, cellular component: plasma membrane. Gene Ontology annotation, molecular function: sodium:proton antiporter activity; potassium:proton antiporter activity. Lineage: Eukaryota; Viridiplantae; Streptophyta; Magnoliopsida; Caryophyllales; Amaranthaceae. Gene Ontology annotation, biological process: regulation of stomatal closure; sodium ion import across plasma membrane; proton transmembrane transport. The record is from RefSeq and is a predicted model, not a curated record. The coding region runs from base 672 to 938 and encodes 88 amino acids.